CAUUGUAACGGAUCGCAGGUCACGGACGCUUGGAUUAACGGUACUAUUGCCCUCAGUGUUAUCUGUGUGUGAGUGUGCGUGAGUGUGACCGGUUAACAAAAAAAAAUAUAAAUCAAACAACACCACCCACUAAAACCCCCCAAAAAACGCCACUCGUGCAUGAGUGGGUUUGCAAAGUGCAUUAGUGUAACAGUUGAGAAUUCAAAAAAUCAACUUUCGAAAUGAUAUCAAACGAAAUAUGAUCGAGAACAGCUGAUAAACAGCCUUCAAAACAGAAUUAAAACAAAGUGAUCUAGAAGAAAGUGUUUUACUUAAUUGCUCAUUUAGGAAGGAAGGAAGAUCAUAACCUCUUAAAAAAGACACAAAAAUUAUCAAACCGAUCAGGAAGCCAUUGGAAACAAAAAUCAGACAGAAACCAACAACCAUCAUGUUUGGCCCACUCAAUUUGCUGGCCGCUCUGUUUUUCAUCGGCACACUGAAAGAUUUCAGCGUUGCGGGCCUGAAACUGACCGAGGUUCGCAUACCGAAGUACGUGGUUAAGGACUCCCCGGCUCAGUUGGAGUGUCUGUACGAUCUGGACGGCGAGGCACUCUACUCCGUGAAAUGGUACAAGGAUGGCAACGAGUUCUACCGCUAUGUGCCGCGGGACAUGCCACCUGCCCAGACCUUUUUAUUGCCUGGUGUUAUCGUGGAUUUGCACAACUCGAGCGACGCGACUGUUACGCUGCGCAACGUCAAUCUGCAGUCGACGGGCCGCUUCCGGUGCGAGGUUUCUGGCGAGGCGCCCUCCUUCCAAACGGUCACCGAGCACGGCGACAUGAUUGUUGUGUUUCUUCCGGACCAAGGAUCGCCAAAAAUCAGUGGUGGACGACCACGUUACCAGGUCGGGGAUUAUGUAAAGGUUAAUUGCACCUCUGGACGGUCGAAGCCCGCUGUCGAACUAUCGUGGCAAGUGAAUGGAGAGCCCGCUGACAAGCAGAAACUUCGCAAAUAUAACACCAUCGUUGAGGGACGGGAUGGUCUGGAGACCUCUGUACUGGGCCUACAAUUUCGGGUGGAGCAAAGACACUUCCGCAAUGGCGACAUGAAACUUAAGUGCAUAGCCGAGUUGUCGUCCUUGUACUGGCGGAGCAACGAGGAGUCCGUGGAGGGCGACCGGCCGCAGAAGGCGCCAGCGCUCGAGUCGCGGGAAACGGCCUACGCCAGCAACUCGCGCGCCGAUCCCGUCCAAGGUACGUCUUACCGGGAAUUAUUUGUGACCAAAAUCUUAUCGCUCUUCUUCGUCCAACCAAACGCAGCCGGUUCGACGGCACCGCCCUCCUCCACACCACCCGCGCCCCUCCUCCUGCUCGUGGUGUCGCUGGCGGUGGUGGGCGCUGUGGCAACCCUGGCGCAGGGGAUCGCCCAGGACAUAGAUGUAUUUAAGAUACCGAUGGAUCGUACAGCCACCGGUGGAAUGGCGAAAGGAGAUCCGGAGGCGAGAGAGUUGCUGGCUGGCCGCGAGGAGGAAAAGCGCAGUGCGAGACCCGGAAAAUCCGAGGCGCAGCUGGGGAAAAUUUCAUUAAGUGCACGGUAGCUGCAUUAAGAAACACGGCGGCUGUUUCCCUCCACAGCACACACACUUUUCACCGAUUUUUCCGUCUUCGCUUUGCAUAGAAAAACAAACAAAAAAACUCACUGAAAAUCAAAAAUAAGAAAAUGAAAAAAAAUAUAUGAAAAAUCAAGCAACACAAAAGAAAUGCAGCUAAUUUGUUUAUGCCGUUAACAAAAGCUUUCAUCCAUUUAAUUUUUAACAAAAACUAUCUAGGGCAUAAAUAACAAUUACUCAAAACUUUAAUGUGUGCGAACGAGAAAAAUUGUUUGUGGUAAAGCGUGCAAAUGUUUUAACUCUCUACGAAAGAGUUAAGAUCCAUGUCGAAAAAAAAACAAACUGUAAAUAGUUAAUGUUUAAUAUAUAUAUUUAUGUAACUGUAUUGUAUGUUAAUAAUUGUUAAGCUCACCCACACACAAAACAGAAUUUAAAUAUCACAGAAUAGAGGAAAAAUGAAUGGGAAAUCCUUUAACAAAAGUUGGUCAAGGCAAAAUACGAGUUUAACAAUAAAAUAAAAAUGCAUAAUUUUAAAUAUGUAGGAAAAAGUAUUUGUAAGGAUGUGUUAGCUAAGUGAAAAAGAGAAUUUAAAGCAAACACUCUGGCUGGAUUUAGUGUGAGCUAUACAGUGCGUGGCAAAAGUAUGGGCGUCCAAAAAAUUAAAUUCUUUAAGAUAUAUAUUUAUCAAUUAUUCCCACAAUAAGCUUGUUAAGAAAAAAAAAUAGUUGCAAAAAUAAUAUAACAAAUCAUGCAUCAGUUAAAUUAAGUUUUCCUCGUAUUAAGCUAAAUAUUUUCUUGCUUAUAAAAAUAAUAUAUUAAAUUAUGGGCUUUAAUACUUUUGUUAAGUACUGUAUAACUUUCACGCAAAUCCAUUAAAACUUAAAUAGGAUUUCUUUUAAUGAAAUUUUGUUGUUCGUUGAGCAUGCAUCAAAUAAUGUAAAAUUGUAAUUAGUUAACUUGAAUAAUAAUACAGAUAAGAAAUCACAUAAAACCAAACCAAAAAAGCACUUAAUUUAAAAUUAAACAAAAAAAAAAUAAGAAAUGGAAAGUGAAAAAAACUAAUCAAAGUUAGGAAUUACAACUUGGUGACUGUUGGAAAAGUCUUAAAACUAACAAAAACAUAUCGUACAUUUAUAUGAAUUGCCAAAGUCUAAUGGGUGUUAACUAAAAGCGAGUGAGUGCUUCUGUGUGUGUUUGAUCCUUCCUGAAAAAACUAAUAACAUUCCGGGUUCGACUUAGCCAACAUCCAGAAAAAAUGAAAACCGUUUAGUUAGCCAAAUGUUAAAAACAAUAGCAAAGAUCAAAAGAGCAUGGGUAAUGAAAACAAAUUUAAACAAUAGCAAAAUGAUUGUGAUGAAGCCUUAAUAACAAAUUUGAACUCAAUUCAGAAGUGAAAUUAAGUUAAAUGAAACAAAUCAAGUGAAAUGAAAUGGAUUUUAUUGUGUAAAUAGAAAUGCGCUUUGUCCAUGGAUUCCAUGCUGUUUUCCCAUUGAUGUCCAUAAAUUCUGUGUGUAAAUAUGAUUAUGAGCUAACUAAAUUAAAGUUAAGAUGUCAGCAACAGCAGAAAAACAAAAAUCACAGAAACGAAACAAAACAAAACAAAAGCAAGAGCCAAUUUUAAUGAUAAGAGAAAAGCAAAUGAAAAAAAUAUUAAUUAUACAUUUAAUUAUCGAUGAGCGGACAUUCAAAUGCUAAUUGAGUAUAAUUGUGAGCGCCUGAGUGUGUGAGUGCUUGUGCGAAUGAAAAAUUAAGCAUUGAUAAAAAAAUACACACACAUAUAUAAAUUUGCAUUGUUGUCAACUGUAACUGUUUUUUAAGUCUUAUUUAAUAUCGACGCCAUUAACUGCAAUUAACAGAAAAAUAACUAAAACAAAAACUUAAAAACAAUGCAAAAGUACUAAAAAAAACUAUAAAUUGAAUUACCGUUAAUUCGAAAAACAAAACAUAAAUGUGUGGUAAUUUUAAGUGUAAAUUAUUUGUGUAUUUAAAUAACAACUUUUAGAUGUAUAAAAAAGGCAAAAAAAAAAUAAAAAGCUAAAUGCAUUCGAAUCUAUACGAUAAACUCUAUGUGAAACCGUAAACAAUUCAAACCUAAAAGCUGCCACGUAAGCAAAUAGGAAUUAUUUACAACUCAACUCAAAUCAAAUGCCAUAAAGUAACUUCAACUGAAUUUAAAUGCCGGACGAAGUGGAGAAGUCUCUGUAAAUAUUUUUAAGCCUCAUUCAAUGUGCGAACCUUAUUCGCAGACGAUCCAAAAACCGAACGAAGAAUUGUGAAGUACACGAGUGGAAAUUCAUUAAUAAAACAUAUUUGUUUCAAAAUCAAA
Molecule: messenger RNA, 3914 nt
Organism: Drosophila rhopaloa
Lineage: Eukaryota; Metazoa; Arthropoda; Insecta; Diptera; Drosophilidae
Gene: beat-IIIc
Exons: 6
Coding region: 428-1576 (382 amino acids)
Source: RefSeq, a predicted model, not a curated record